AUGAAUUUCUUAAACAAUCCUUACCUAAAAACUUAAACAUUUGACAUAGAAGACUAGGAUAUUUAAUUAUGGCAUUAUAUUCUAGUAGAAAAAAUAUAAAACUUAAUUUCUAUUUCAAUAAAAUUAUAUAAAGGUUUUUAGCAAAAAGAAUUCAAUUUCAAUUUAGAUGUAAUGCAAUUUAGCAUGAUGCAAUUUAAAUUGUCUUAUGGAAAUAUUUUGUAAUCCGAAAACAACUUUUUAACAAUCUAAAUUUUAGGUUUCUAAAUAUUAAAUUGUCUUGAUGAUAGUAAACCAUAAGUUAGUUGUCAUCCAACUUGUCAAGAAUGUGAUGGUCCAAGAAGAAAUGAUUGUUUAUCUUGUUUUGAAUAAUCACACAGAAGAUUUUUAGAAGAUUUUAGGGAAUGUAUUUGUGAAUAUGGAACCAUAGAUUAAAAUGAUUAAUGUAUUAAUUAUUAAACUUUAUAAUUUACAUUAAUUUUAGAGGAACCUAAAUAAGAAAAAUGCAAAUAUGGUUUUUUUGAAUAUGAAGAUGAUUGUAUUUAAUGGUAUUAUUUAUUAUAUAUAAUUAAGCCCUUCAAUAAUUAAUAAUAAUUUAAUAACAUGUUUGGAAUGCUUAUAAAAUCCAAAACAAUGGACUUAAACCUUUUUAUGCGAUACAAAUUUAUUUACAAAUAAAAAUGGAAAUAUAGCAGAAUAUUUUUAAUUUAUUGAAUUAAAAUAUUUUUUAUUAGGCAAUGAUUUAUAAUAUUGCUCAGAUUGUGAUGUUUCAAAUCUAAAUUAUAAUAAUGUUGAAUAAAUAUUAGAAUUUAAAACUUUCUGCAAAAUCUCUCAAGAAAUAAAUAAUGAAUGCUAUUUUUGUGGAAAUGGAUGCAAUGAAUGUUAAAUUUUAUUAACAAAUUUAAAUUGCAUUAAAAUAUAUCCUAGUUCAUUUAGUUUUGAUUUCCAAAAAGAAAAAACAUGUGAUCCUCCAAAUUUUAAAGAUUUUUCAAGUAAAUGUUUUGAGUGUAAGAUACCGUAUUGUUUAUAUUGUUUCAAUUAUUUAGCUAGUGAUCCUACAAAAACUACCCUUGGUUUUUAACAAAAUUUUACAUUAGUUGAUGAAGAGAUUAAGGUAGGAUGUGCUUAAUGUAUAGAGGGAUUUAUUUACAAAUUUUAAACAGGAGAAUGUAUUAAUUAGAGACCUUCCUAAGAAAAUUGUCUUCGAUCCUUUUUUAAUCUAUAAAAUUAAGAAAUUUGCACAUUAUCAGAAAUACAUGAUUUUAAUAUUGCUUUUGAAAUCAUAAACUGUUAAAAUCACAUUCUAAAUUGUUUAUAAUGUAUUGAAACCCCAUAAUAAACUUUGAGAUGUUUAAUUUGUGAAGACGGUUUUUAUGCUUAAAGUGUUUCAGGAGUCUGUUUAAAAUGUGAACAUCCAAAUUCAAAAAAAUGUUGUGAAUCUAGUAAUUUAGGAUAUUGGUAAUGGUUAGUUCAAGGUUUUAUAAUGAAAUUCUUGCCAAAUCGACCUAUUUUUACUAACUCUAUAUUAACCUUUCCAACUUAAGCCACUGAAUGCAUAAAAGGCUAUAAAUUAUAAAAUUUAAAUUGUUAAAAAUAUUGUGAUGAAAAUUGUUCUGUUUGUGAAAGUUUAAAUAACUAUAAUUUUUCUUGCUCCAGAUGCUCAUUAAACUAUUAUAAAGAACCAAUGAAAGUUUAAGAUGAUGGAAAAUGUAUUUAAUGUCCUUCAUUAUGUCAAGUUUGCUAAAACAGAUCAAUUGAAGAAAUAAAAGUAAACAUCUUUUUUAAAAUAGAAAAUAAAUCCUUAUAUUACUAUAACUCCUGAAAAUGCCAUGUAUGCGUAUAAAUGCAUCUAAAAAAUUCCUUUAUAAUAAGUCCAAAUAGAUCCAAACAUACAAAUUGCUUAAUAUUGUUUUGAAAAUAAUUGCAAUUAUAAUUUAGAAUAUGUUUAUGUAUUUUAUUAUUUAACUUAGAAUUUAUAUUAUUGUAACCAUUUAGCCUCUAAUAUGUUACAUAUAAAAGAUAUUUAUAACUAUAUAUAUUCUAAUGAGAUUGGCCUUUAGAAAGUUACUUUAUUAUUUUAAAUAAAGGCGGACUGUAUUUUUGAGGAUUCUGAAUAAUAAAUUGAGAAUGACUUUAAAGAAAAAAUAUUUUCUAUUUAAUAAACUAGUUUGAAGAUUUAGAGCAGUAAUAAUCCUUUAAUAAUUUCAAAUCAUUUAUACCUAGAUAUUUUAAAAUUUGAUUCAAUCAUUUUGAGCCAGCUAUAAUUUUAAAUUAAUCUUUAAUUGAAUAUAAAAAUUGGGAAUGAUGGUUAAUCAAUUAAUUUAAAUAUUCAUGAUACAGAAUUUUAUUCAAUAGAUAAAAAUCUGGCUUAAAUGUCAAUUAAAUCAGAUAAAUUCCUCAAUUUUAAUUUGUAAAAUAUAUCAAUUUUUGAUAUAAACAUAGAAAAUUCAUUAAUUUUUGAUGUAAUUUGUGUUGAUUAGGGGGAUGAUCUAAUAAUUAUAAAUCUUUUACUUAGAAAUUGUAAACUUACUAAUUCAACAUUAUUUUAAUUUUAAAACAGCAGGAGAAACAUUUAAAUCAAACAUAUCAUCAUUGAUUCUUGUUAAUUUUACAAUUCAACUUUUGCAAAAUUCAAUCUUAAUUAAAAUGAAUUUUCAUAAGCCACAUUUAAUGAAUUUUCUAUAAUAAACUCUAUUUUUUCAAAUUCAAGUCUUAUAUAUAGUACUGAAAAAACUGAAACUGCUAUUCAUAUUAAUGAAAUCUCCUGUAAAUAAAAUUAAUUUAUGAAUUCAAAAUUCAUAAUUUUUAAUUAUGACUUUUACUGUUAAAAUUUUUUAUUCAAGGAAAACAAUGUUAAUUAAUUUUAAUUAAUAUCAUAAAUCUCAUCCAUGUAAAGAAAGUAAGAAAUUUAGAUGAAUAAUAUUUAGAUUUAUGAAAAUACUGUAAACUAUUUUUCUAUUUUUAUUACUGAAUAAAAAUAAUCUACUUCUUAAGUGAUAAUUUAGCUAAAAAACUUUUAUUUUUAAGAUAAUGUUAUUAAUUGUAAUUAAGAAUAGUAACUUAUCAUUUUUAAUUGCCAUAGCUUAAUAAUGCAAAAUAUUUUUCUAAGAAAUACAACUAAUUUUCGAUUUAUAUCAUUAUUUGCUAUUCCUUUUAUAAGAAUUGAAAAUCUUGAUUAUGAAAAUUAAGUUUAGGAAUUAAAAGUAAGAAUAUCAUCUAAUUGUUUCUAAAAUUGUCUUCCUCAUUCCUAAUUAUUAGUAGUCUCAGGUUUUACUGAAAUAAUAUUAAAUAAAAUUAAACUUUUAAAUUAGUUUAGUAUAGAUUAAUCAAUUAUCUCAAUUUAAUCAAAUCCAUUGAUUAUGUUAACUAAAUAAGAAUAUAUUAAAUUAUAAGAUAUAUUAGUGAAUGGAAAUAUUAUUAUAAAACAAAAUAUCGGAAGUACUAUAUCCUUGAUAGAAAUAAUGUCUACGAAAUCUUAAAUUAUAGAAAUAAAAAAUCUAAACUUUUAUGAGAAUGUUUUUCAUUAAUAUUAUGAAGAUCCAUCUGAAACUUUUGCAAGUCUUUUGUAUGUAGAUUCAAGAUCAAGUUUUAUUAUUUUAAAAAAUAUCAUUUGCACUAAUAAUUCAAUAACAAAUUCUUCCUCAGCUUAUAUAUUUAUCUUGUCAAAUGAAAUAUAGAUUGAGCAUUUUUUAGUUAAUAAUCAUAAUUAUAUUGAUCAAGAAUUUUGGAUUAAAUAUUACGAAGUUGAAAUAUAAGGAGAUUUUAAUUAAAAUGAAAUUACUUAUAUAAUCUCAGACUUAUUCAAAAUUGAAAAUGUAGGAGGUUCUUUAUCAAUAUAAGCUACCAAAAUUACUUUGUUUGAUGGAGUUUUUAAUUUUAUACAAGCAAAAGCUAGUCAAAUCUUUAACAUCAACCUUAAAAGAGAUGGAAUAGUAAUUAUUAAAAAUUGCAAAAUUACUCAUGCUUAUAAUUCCUUUAUUUUUAAAACUCAAAAUGAUGGUGCAAUUACAAUUAACGCUAAAAAAAGCUUAUUUUCACUUUAUCUAGAAAAUAUUACCUUAAUUGAUGUUAUAAAUAAACUAUCUUCUUCAAUAUUGACAAUAUAUCCUUCGCCCUCUUAAAAUAAUGUUCAAAUAAAAAAUAUUAUUGUUAAAGACUGUUUUUCUCUUGUGAAUUAGAUUCUCAAUUUUGAAUUUGAUUUUUAGAAUGCCUAAUAAAAUAAUGUAAAAUUAUAAAAUUUUAGAAUUUUUUCGACUGAAAAUGCCUUUAAUACUUUUCUUCAAUCUAUAGGGAAACUUAGUCUAAUAGAUAUGUAGAAAAUAAUUAGCAAUAAUGCAAUAAUGAAUUUUUUAGGAUGUUCAUUGACUUUAAAUGAUAUUCAAAUAGAAGGAAUUAUAUUAUCCUCUGUUCUAAAAAUAACAGAUUCAAAAUAGAUAAUUGUUAUGAAUACCUUAUUUAUAAAUAUAUUAACUUUUUAUCCCUUGUAUUUAGUAGACGUAAAAUAAAACAAUAUUUUAGUAUCAAGGAUAUAUUUUAAUAAUAUUUAAAUAUAAAAUCUUAAUGAUCUCAAGUUCACUAAUUAAAAUUACCAUUAUUUUAAUUAUAAUCAUAUUGGCUUAAAUUUAGGUUAAUGCAAUUCAAUAAUUAAUUAUGUAGAGAAUAAUAUAAAAGUGGAACUUAUUUAAACUUUUUUUGAAAAUGUUCUUGCAAAUUCAAAUUAGAAUGGAGCAUUAAUAAAAAUCAGUAGUUUCACAAAUAGAAAUAUUGUUAUUUUUACUAAAAUUUAGGUAUUGAAUAAUAAUUGUUAAUAUUGUUAUGAAGGUUUAUUAUAUUUUGACAUAAUAGAUUUCAAGCAAAUAACAAUCUCAGAAUUAUUUUGCAUAAAGAAUAAUAUCCUAAAUUAUGGUUGUAUAUUUGCAAAAUCGGACAGAAGAGUUGACAGUAAAUUUUAAAUCGAAGAUUCAAUCUUCAUUUCUAAUAAUGGUAGAUAAGGAUCUGGCAUUUUAGUUGAAAAUUUAAAAGUUAAAUUAUCAAAUUCAAAAAUUAUUAAUAACAACGCUACUUCUAAAGGGGGUGGUUUUUAUUUUAUAGAAGGUUCUGAUAGAUUUAUUAUUUAAUCUACAAUAAUUUGCCAUAAUAAAGCUGAGGAAGCAGGGGGUAUAUAUUUAGAUGGAAAUAGUAGUUUAAAUAACAAUAAUUUUAUUAAGUCGAUUCUCUUAUUUAAUUAAGCUUAAUUGUCUUCAAAUAAUAUUAAUGAAUUACCGUUACGAUUAACAUUAUCAAUAAAUUUAAAGGAAAUGUUUUCAUCAAAACAUAUAAUCGAAAAUCAUUCCUAUUAGGUCUUAACAGUAAAGCCUUUUUAAAUCUUAUCAUAAGAAAGUGUGGUAAAAUCACAUUUUUUAUUAAUUCCUAGUGGGUAGUAGAUUUAGAAUUAUCAGAUUUAUAAUUCUAAGCUUUAGAAAUAUUAAUCGUAUUUUCAUGAAUUUAGCAUGAAGUUUAAAAAUAGUAGGAAUGAAAAAUAAAUAAACUUUAAUAAUUCUACCUGCAAAAUAUAUUAAUAGAUUUUUGAUAUUUAAUUAUCAAAAGUAAUUGAAUUAACCUAUAUAUCAAUAAUAAGUUUUAAUCAAGAUACAAACAGUUUUAAUUUAAGUUCAUUAGAAUUUAAUUUAGACCCAUAUAAUUAGGAUAAUAAAAUAUACGAAAUAUUAAUUUAUUGUAAUACACAAUAUUAGUAAGAGAACUUAGCCUAUAGAAUAAGAGUUAAUAGUUUCUUAUGUUAAUUAGGAGAAUUUUAUAUUUUCUCUGGUUGUUAAAGAUGUAAAUCUGAAUAAGGGUUUUAUUCUGUGACAUAUAAUACUACAAAGUGUUCAAUUUUUGAUAAAAAUAAAUUUGAAGCUAUUACAUCUAAUAGAAUUUAAUUAAAACCUGGAUUUUGGAGACCAAAUUAACUUUCAGAUUUUGUAGAGUAUUGUUAUAAAAAUGCAAUCCAUUGUUUAGGAGGAUGGAAUGUAGGUAAUGAUAUUUGUUCAAUGGGACAUAUAGGGGGAUAUUGUGAAGAAUGCGAUAGAUUUGAUAUUAGAGGAGAUGGAAAAUUCUUUAAAAAUUAAUAAUAACUUGAUUGUUAAAAGUGUCAAGAGCUCUCUAAAAGAUUUCUAGCUUUUUUUCUUACAUCAAUUUGGUAAAUUGAUAUUAGAUUUAUGAUAGGGCUGUUGUUUCCACUCUUUUAACAAUCAAAAGUAUUGAAAAAUCAAAUUAGCUUUUUGCUUAAAUAAAAAUAAGAUAAAAUUUUACAGAAAUUUUAUUCAAACUCAAUUAAGGUAACGUGAAUAAUAUAAAUAUUUUAGAUCAUGAAAGUAUCUUACUGAAAUUAUUUUUGAAUUAUAUAUGGGUGUUCUCUCUCAUAUUUACAUUUAAUAUUAGCUUUUCGUUUUCAUUUAGCUUUCUUAAAUACUCUAAUGAUACUUCCUAUUUUAUGGCGAACUAUUUUGAAUGUUUUUUAGCUGAAAUUUCAGGAAUGGAAUUAAUGUACAGUAGAAUUUUAGUAAUGUUUGCACUUAUGGCUAGCUAGAUAUUAAUUAUCUUUCUAGGAUUUUAAAUAUUAUCAAAAUUUUAAAAAUCUAAAUUUCCUAGCAGAAUUAUCUCAAUUACAUGUCUAUCUUUGUUUAUCUAAAAUUAUGCCUCAUUGAUCAAUCAGUAAAAUUUAUUAUUAUAGUUUAGAUUUUUCUAAAUUCUAGCAAUUAGGAAGAUAUCAAAUUUAAGCUAUAUAUCUGGAGAUGUAUCCUUGAUUUAUGGUUCAUAAAAUCAUAUUACAUGGAUAUAUGCAUUUGCAAUACCUGGAUCAUUAAUAAUAGGAUUAAUAUUACCAUUAUCAUUAUUUUUUAUUUUGUACAUCAAACAAAAUUAGCAUAAUAAAAUAAAAUUUAGAAGACAUAUUGGCUAUUUAUUUAAUGAAUAUAAUAAAAAGAACUAUUUUUGGGAGAUUAUUAAAUUAUGGAAGAAAACAAUUUUAAUAAUUAUUCUGAUCUAUUUUGAAACUCAUAUCUUUUUAAAAGCAUCUCUAUUAGGACUUUGUUUACUAAUUUACUAACUAAUAACUCAACAUUAUAAACCAUAUAUACUUAAAAAAUUCAAUGUUUCUGACAUAAAAAGUGGUCAGUUCUGUUAAAUUGCAAUAUUUUUAGCAGUCAUAAAAUACAUUUGUGAAUAAGAAGAGCAAUAAAAUAUUUAAACUAUAAUUCAAAUAGUUAUCAUCAUUGAUAGCGUAAUAUUGAGUUACCCAUUUAUUACUGAUAUUUUGAGAGUUUAUUAUUCAAAAUACAGGUUGAUAAUUUUAUAAAUUCUUUGGUAAGCAUUUCAAGCUUUUAGACCUAAUUUUGUAUUUACAAAGUUUUUGAGGAAAAAAUUAUCACAUAUAAGUUAAAAAGAAAAGAGGGUUAAAAUUAAUAUUUUAAAAAUGAAAAAAUUGAUAUUUUAAAGAAAUUUAGGCAACACUUAGUAAUUUUAUAUUUUUAUUAUAAGAGCGAAAAAUAAUUAUUUAUAGUGGACUUCAUCAUAGACUAGACCAAUUUAAAUAACUCUGACCAAUUUAUUAUAAUAAAGUUGA
Messenger RNA from Paramecium sonneborni, 7600 nucleotides. Lineage: Eukaryota; Ciliophora; Oligohymenophorea; Peniculida; Parameciidae. The record is from the annotation of a GenBank genome assembly.